Messenger RNA from Mus musculus (house mouse), 2940 nucleotides. RefSeq names its product nuclear receptor subfamily 2, group F, member 6 (gene Nr2f6). The transcript is spliced from 3 exons. Gene Ontology annotation, cellular component: nuclear speck; nucleus. Lineage: Eukaryota; Metazoa; Chordata; Mammalia; Rodentia; Muridae. Gene Ontology annotation, biological process: negative regulation of transcription by RNA polymerase II; intracellular receptor signaling pathway; regulation of DNA-templated transcription. The record is from RefSeq and is a predicted model, not a curated record. Gene Ontology annotation, molecular function: sequence-specific double-stranded DNA binding; zinc ion binding; sequence-specific DNA binding. Bases 1772 to 2575 code for a protein of 267 amino acids.
GGCUGUAGCCAGGCCCUUGUUGGGGACCUGAGGGGAGGCAGCUAGGAUACCAGAUGCCUGGUAGUGGGGUGCAGCCACUCGGUUUUUUCCCCAGGCCCCGCCUGACCUCUGACCUCAAAGGGCAGCUCCUUGCCCUUUCUCCUUGAUGACCUCUCCCGAUCUCCCCUCCCCCCUUUCUGAACUGGGAGGAUUAUUUUUACUUUUAACAUUUGUUUACGCUCUGUUCUGUAUGUUUGCUGAAGGCAGGAUCCAGCCAGUUUAUAGCCAAAGGCUGCCAAGGGGAGACUCAGUUGCCUAUCCCUGCCCAUGAGACCUGGGGAGACAGACUGCACAGCUGGGCCUCAGAUCCUUACAGUCAAGUGCAACCUGGAGGCAGCCACUCAGAGCCCUAUGGAUCGGGUGCCUGGGCUGCUCCAGAAGGGGGGGCUGCUUGAGUGCCCCAGUCCAGCCUGGGGUGUGGGUCAGCCUGGGGUAUGGGCCAGCCUGGGAGGUACAUCAUGUAACAGGCUUCUGAGAACCUGACAGUCAGGCAUAGUGGUGCAUGCAGGCUUGUCAUCCCAGCAUCUAUGAGGCUGAGGCAGGAGGGUUUCCAGUUUGAAGUCAGCUUGGGUUACAUAGCAAAACCUGGUUAGAGAAAAACCACAUGCACGUAGGCACAUACAAAAAACCAAACAAGCACCAGCCUUAUUUGAUGACUCUUUGGUCCCUUUAAGUUUGAAGGUGACUCCUGCUCUGUCCUUGCCCAGACUGAAUUUUUGUCUAAACUUGUCUGUCUGAUGGAAAGUCCUGAUAGGUCUCUAGGCAGAGCCUGUGAUCGCUGGGACUCUUGCUUCUAGUGCCGUCCUGCCUCAGGGCCUUUGCAUAGCCGUUCCUUCUUCCAGAUGUAGCCUGGUACUUCCCUCACCUCCUUGAUUGUUAGUUCCUCAGGGUGCCCUGCUUAUUGAGUGUGCAGUCCAUGCUGCUCUGAAACUGACACCAUUCAUGUGCCCAUCUCCUGAGCCUGCUGCAAGGUCUGAUACUCAGCAGGAUUCAACAAAUGGUUCUUGUCUGGAAUUACCAUCCACCCAGCCCUUCACACCUGACAGGCAUAUUGAAAGCAAAGUCACUUAGAUCCUCAAGUAGCUUCGUGGUCAUCUGCCUUUGACACAGGAAGAACCAGGCAGAGAGCACAGGGUGAGGAGUGUGCCGACCUGUGAAUUCCAGCAGUCUAGACUGGGUGGAAGAAGAGAGGAGAGAGGGAAGGAGCAGGAUUUGGAGGUGUGGAACAUUCUGGGCACAGGCCCUGCAGUAGGACCAGGGCUGGAUGAGGGAGCAAUAGUGAGGGUUCCCAUCCUGUCAGCAAAGGGAGGGUCUUGGGCCAUUUGAAGCCCAGUCUGGCUCCAGCUGACAGGCGGUUCCCAGGUUCUCUAUGUUUGGCCUGGGUGCCUCAGUGCGGUGUCCCUGCAUCCCUGGCUCUCGCUCUUCCUGGGCUGACCUGGAGUUCACCCACCAGUGAGACAGGUGUCAGCUCAUUAAAGCAUGCUCAUUAGACGCCUCCUGGCUCCCUGCCCAGGCUGCCUUCCCCAUGCUAAAAUGCCCUGGGGAGCCAGCCUGUGUUCUUGGUGCCUCAGUUUACUUUCACUCUGUUCCUGACUGAGGACUCAGAUAAGCAUUGGAUUUUUUUUCCAGUUAUUUUUUGAAACAGUUGUAGCCCAUUCUGGCCUCAAACUUAGUUUGUGCUGAGGUUGGCCUUGAGCUUCUGACCUUCUUGCCUCCAUGCUCCAGAGCUGGAAUGGCAGCCGUGCAGCGAGGCCGCAUCCCGCAUGCGCUCCCCGGUCCAGCGGCCUGCAGUCCCCCGGGCGCGACGGGCGUCGAACCUUUCACGGGGCCGCCAGUGUCCGAGCUGAUUGCGCAGCUGCUGCGUGCUGAGCCCUACCCCGCGGCCGGACGCUUUGGUGGCGGCGGCGCUGUACUGGGCAUCGACAACGUGUGCGAGUUGGCGGCACGCCUGCUGUUCAGCACGGUCGAGUGGGCCCGCCACGCGCCCUUCUUCCCCGAGCUGCCGGCCGCCGACCAGGUGGCGCUGCUGCGGCUCAGCUGGAGUGAGCUCUUCGUGCUGAACGCGGCGCAGGCGGCGCUGCCGCUGCAUACGGCACCGCUGCUGGCCGCCGCGGGGUUGCAUGCCGCGCCCAUGGCAGCCGAGCGGGCCGUGGCCUUCAUGGACCAGGUGCGUGCCUUCCAGGAGCAGGUGGACAAGCUGGGCCGCCUGCAGGUGGAUGCUGCGGAGUACGGCUGCCUCAAGGCCAUCGCGCUCUUCACGCCUGAUGCCUGUGGCCUUUCUGACCCAGCCCAUGUGGAGAGCCUGCAGGAGAAGGCACAGGUGGCCCUCACCGAGUAUGUGCGUGCCCAGUACCCAUCGCAGCCCCAGCGCUUUGGGCGUCUGCUGCUGCGGCUGCCAGCCCUGCGUGCUGUGCCCGCAUCCCUCAUCUCCCAGCUCUUCUUCAUGCGCCUGGUGGGCAAGACACCCAUCGAGACCCUCAUCCGGGACAUGCUUCUGUCAGGGAGCACCUUUAACUGGCCCUAUGGCUCGGGCUAGUGAUAGUCACCUUCCAGGACAUACAUGGAAACUGGGGCCUUGUGGGGACCCUGGGGAUCAGGGCCCCAGCUUCUCUUUUGAGACUGAUUUCUUUUUUUAAAGACUGUGAAAUGUUUGUUUUGUUUUAUUUUUUAAAUAAUCAUGAAACCAAAAAGAUUUGGAUCUCCCAGGCCUUGUCCUGGCAGACCUUCAACAGUCUGGAGCCAGCAUGCUGAUGCCUCUGGUGUCAUGGGUAUCUGGAAAGGCCACUGCAGCUAGGCAGGAGUACUAUGGGCCAGGAGGAUCCCCUGGAUACAUGGUCCACGGAGGGCACCAUGGGAUGAUGAAAACCUGGCCAAUAAUAAAGGUAUUCCCUUACUUGGUCA